AUGGAAAAAGCGGAAGCCCUAACAAUACAAAUCUUUCUUCUCCUUGGCGCUGCCCUGGUUUCCAUAGGCGGGCGAUUAUACACCCGAUGGCGGCAGGCCGGAAUGAAGAACCUUGGUCUCGAUGAUGGCCUUGCAAUUGCGGGAAUGAUUCUCUUUGUGCCCAACGUGGUCUUGGCGUACAUGAUGAACACGCGGACCCAUUGGAUGGGCAAUCACUCUGUCAGCAGCAAUACUGCAACACAGCCGAGUCAUGACGAAGAUCAGAUGAGGGAAUUGGGAUCGAAACUAUAUCUAUACAGCUGGUUAUCCUAUUCCGCUGCGUUAUGGACGUUCAAGGCAGCCUUUCUCGCAAAUGUCCUCCGUCGAAUUCCCGAAUCCGGUAGACGACAAACUCACCAGUAUCUCGGCUUUGGCUUCCUGGCUGUAACAUGGGUAGCAACGACGAUGGCUCUCUUCCAAAGCUGUCGACCGUUGCCUCACAUGUGGCAGGUAUAUCCCAGCCCAGGACUGUACUGCCAGCCUGCUACUUCGCCGGUGUUGGUGUGGGUAUACUUCAGCUUCGACAUCGUUACGAACCUCUAUCUAGCGUCUGCAGCUACUCCUGUCGCUACUAGAAAAGACAAACCCACAUGGGAAAAGCUUCAGUGGGUCGCAACGCUUGUUUGCGGGCUUCUUGCCACGGCGGCCGCAGCUGCGCGAGCUAUCAUUCUGGUGUCGGGUCAACAUGCAAAUGCAGAGCAGAUUGCAGAGUCAUGGGCGAUCUGGCAGAUCUUUAUCUUUGUUGCUGCAGUUGAUCUAACAGGGCUCUUUUAUCAGCCAGCAACAUCUUCCUCUUAUCCACCUGAGAAAGAUUUUGAUGAUGCCGCUUUCAACAAUUUUAUUUACUCGGAACGGUUUUCUACGAGACAACACAGUCUGGCCGAGUCGGACGCAACUAUUGUUGUCACACCCGAGGUGACAAAUUUGUACGAGAAAUUCGCCGAGCCAUCAAUCCGGGAAAUUGAGGUACAAGGGCGUCGAAACUCGGGUAUUGAACGCAAAGUCGAAGUAUCAGUGUUUCAAGAGAGCUUCAUAAUAGCUCCAGAGGGACCGUGCGAUAUCUGUGGAAAUUACACAAGAAGCUGGGCAAAUGACGAGGAUGCAAACAAGCCCGAGCAGAGGAGCUCCUAUUUCGGAAGCAACAUCCAUUUUCAUGUUCCAAAGUACGGUGUUAAAUCACAGGAAGUUUCAUGA
Trichoderma breve is the source of this 1233-nucleotide messenger RNA. RefSeq lists its product as uncharacterized. The record is from RefSeq and is a predicted model, not a curated record. The coding region runs from base 1 to 1233 and encodes 410 amino acids. The transcript is spliced from 4 exons. Lineage: Eukaryota; Fungi; Ascomycota; Sordariomycetes; Hypocreales; Hypocreaceae.